AAUUACCUAAUUAAUACUUGCUGCCUGGAGAAAAUGAUGUACACUACCUACGACCCCUGGCAGUGCUCCAGGUCCUUGCCGCUUCGACACGGACAUCCUGGCGCGAGUCCCUGACGCUAAAUCUUCCCUUUCUCUCUCCUUCUUUUCCUCCAUUUUUUCCUCCAUUUUUCCUCCCUUUUUCCCUCCCUUUUUUCCUCCCUUUUUCCUUUCUACCAUCAACCCUCACACGAACUCUUCAUCCGCCGUCGCAACCCCUCCAAAUCGCCAAACAUGUCCCAUCCGAGCGAAGUCCCACCGGCCCAUGGCUUCGCUGACCAGGCCUCCGCCAUUCCUUCUCACCCCUAUUACCCCCUCGGCGUCGACCUGCCCGACUACGUCCCCAACACCCUCGACACUCUCUCCAUCCUCGCCAUCUUCUCAACCACCUUGGCCGCCGUCCUCCUCCCCGUCCUGAUCUUUAUCCGCCGCUAUAAUCCGAAGCUGUCUGCCAGCGAAAUCGCCAUCGCCCUGUGGUUCGUCCUCUGCGGCGUCAUCCACCUGGGUCUCGAAGGCUACUUCGUCCUCAACCACACCUCCAUCACCUCCCAACACGCCACCCUCGCCCAGCUCUGGAAAGAAUACUCCCUCUCCGACUCGCGCUACCUCACCUCCGACCCCUUCAUGGUCUGCAUGGAAGCCAUCACCGCCUGGGCCUGGGGCCCCCUCUCCUUCUUCUGCGCCUUCGCCGUCGUCACCCAGUGCCCGCUCCGCCACCCCGCCCAGGCCCUCGUCAGCACCGGCCAGCUCUACGGCUGCGUCCUCUACUUCGCCAUCGCCCAGUUCGCCGAAGCCACCCAGGGCAUCGCCUACUCCCGCCCCGAGGCGCGCUUCUUCUACGGCUACUACGUCGCCUUCAACGCCCCCUGGAUCAUCAUCCCCACCGCUCUCCUCUUGCAGAGCUUUGGCGCCUGUACUGCUGCCUUCAAGGCUCUGGACGCGCAAAAGGGGUCUCAGAACGCCAAGUAAGGUAGGGAGGGGUUCAAGGGGGUCGACCCAUGGACAUUGUAUAAAAGGGGAUGCGUUCAAGACGGACGAAUCAAGACGUAAUUAAUUAAUAGCGCGCCAAGCGGCGCGAAUAAUAAUAUGUAGACAUAGACUUGAUGCAAAUCCUCCUG
Messenger RNA from Sodiomyces alkalinus F11, 1154 nucleotides. RefSeq names its product 3-beta-hydroxysteroid-Delta(8),Delta(7)-isomerase. Gene Ontology annotation, molecular function: C-8 sterol isomerase activity; steroid Delta-isomerase activity; cholestenol delta-isomerase activity. The transcript has 2 exons. Gene Ontology annotation, cellular component: membrane; endoplasmic reticulum. The record is from RefSeq and is a predicted model, not a curated record. Gene Ontology annotation, biological process: sterol biosynthetic process. NCBI's taxonomy places the organism in Eukaryota, Fungi, Ascomycota, Sordariomycetes, Glomerellales, Plectosphaerellaceae. Bases 271 to 1005 code for a protein of 244 amino acids.